Lampris incognitus (smalleye Pacific opah) is the source of this 5683-nucleotide messenger RNA. RefSeq names its product dynactin 1b (gene dctn1b). Gene Ontology annotation, cellular component: axon; spindle pole; kinetochore. Gene Ontology annotation, biological process: nuclear migration; establishment of mitotic spindle orientation. The record is from RefSeq and is a predicted model, not a curated record. The transcript has 28 exons. Bases 148 to 3879 code for a protein of 1243 amino acids. NCBI's taxonomy places the organism in Eukaryota, Metazoa, Chordata, Actinopteri, Lampriformes, Lampridae.
CGGAGAGCUGUGAGGGGACGAAGCCGAGCGCCCGAAUUUACUUAAGAAAGCAAGGCAGCGUCUCUGUCAACACGAGGAAUGACAUCAGUACUCAGCCUUUGAUUGGCGCCACCUCUUUCUGUCUUUUGCCGCCACGUCUCUGAUACCAUGUUGUUCCCGUCCACCACCAGCAGUGGCAGCAGCAGGAUGAGCUCCGAUGGGGGAGGCAAGCCAGCGAAGGUGGGCUCCCUGGUGGAGGUGAUCGGCAAGGGGCAGCGCGGCACCGUGGCCUACAUCGGCACCACGCUGUUUGCCUCGGGGAAAUGGGUGGGGGUCAUCCUGGACGAGGCCAAGGGCAAGAAUGACGGCACCGUGCAGGGCAAGCGCUACUUCACCUGUGAGGAGAAUCGUGGGAUAUUUGUCAGACAGUCACAGAUCCAACUGGUUGAUGAUGGAGCAGACACAACAUCCCCGGAGACACCUGAGACAGCUACUGCCAAGGUUCCCAAACGAGAGAUCCCAGAGACGGCCAAGGCUACUAAACUGCCCAGCCGACCUGCAGGGGCCAGCGCCGCCUCCAAGGCGGCUGCCUCAGGGUCGGCAUCCGCCUCGGCCGGAGAGAUGAGCAGCAGUGAGCCCAGCACCCCGGCCCAGACCCCCCUGGCCCCCCCUGUUAUCCCCACCCUGCACUCUCCAGGGGUCCCUCCACCUCCUGUCCCCAGCAAGGAGGAGGAGGCACUGCGUGCCCAAGUGAAAGACCUGGAGGAGAAACUGGAGACACUGAGGAUGAAGCGGACUGAGGACAAGGCCAAGCUGAAGGAGCUGGAGAAACACAAGAUCCAGCUGGAGCAGCUCCAGGAGUGGAGGACCAAGAUGCAGGAGCAGCAGGCUGAGUUGCAGAAGCAACUCAAAGAGGCCAAGAAGGAGGCCAAAGAGGCCCUGGAGGCCAAGGAGCACUACAUGGAGGAGAUGGCUGACACAGCGGAUGCCAUAGAGAUGGCCACCCUGGACAAGGAGAUGGCAGAGGAGAGAGCAGAGUCUCUGCAGCAGGAGGCGGACUCCCUAAAGGAGAGGGUGGAUGAGCUCACCAUGGACCUGGAGAUCCUCAAACAUGAGAUCGAGGAGAAAGGCUCAGAUGGAGCUGCUUCUAGUUACCAUGUCAAGCAGCUGGAAGAACAAAAUGGCAGACUGAAGGAAGCGCUGGUCCGGAUGCGGGACCUGUCGGCAUCGGAAAAGCAGGAACAUGUGAAGUUGCAGAAGCAGAUGGAGAAGAAGAACGUGGAGCUGGACACGCUGAGGGGUCAGAGAGAGAAACUCCAGGAGGAAGUGAAGCUGGCGGAGAGGACCAUCGAUGAGCUCAAAGAACAGGUGGAUGCAGCCUUGGGGGCGGAGGAGAUGGUCGAGACCCUCACUGAGAGGAAUCUGGAUCUGGAGGAGAAGGUCAGGGAGCUUAGGGAGACCGUUGGAGACCUGGAAGCCAUCAAUGAGAUGAAUGAUGAGCUCCAGGAGAAUGCUAGGGAGACAGAGCUGGAGCUUAGGGAGAUGCUGGACCUUGGUGCGGCCCGGGUCCGUGAGGCAGAGAAACGGGUGGAGGCGGCCCAGGAGACUGUAGCUGACUAUCAACAAACCAUUAAGAAGUAUCGGGAGCUCACUGCUCAUCUGCAGGAUGUGAACAGAGAGCUGACCAGCCAGCAGGAAGCCUCAGCGGAGUUGCAGCAGCAGCCACCGGCGGAGAUGUUCGAUUUCAAGAUUAAGUUUGCUGAGACAAAGGCCUAUGCCAAGGCUAUUGAAAUGGAGCUGAGGAAGAUGGAGGUGAGCCAGGCUAGCAGGCAGGUGUCUCUCCUGACGUCGUUCAUGCCCGAGUCUUUCCUGCGACAUGGUGGCGACCACGACUGCAUCCUGGUGUUGCUGCUCAUCCCCAGGCUCAUCUGCAAGGCCGAGCUCAUCAGUAAGCAGGCCCAAGAGAAGUUUGACUUGAAUGAGAACUGUGUGGAGCGGACUGGACUGAAGGGAGCUGUUGGGGAGCAGCUUAGCUUCGCAGCAGGCCUGGUCUAUUCUCUCAGUCUGCUGCAGGCCACGCUCCACAAAUACGAGCAAGCACUAGGUCAGUGCAGCGUGGAGGUCUAUAAGAAGAUUGGGUCUUUGUACCCAGAGACGAGCGUCCACGAGCGCUCCCUGGACUUCCUCAUUGACCUCCUCCACAAAGACCAGCUAGACGAGACGGUCAAUGUGGAGCCCCUGACCAAGGCUAUCAAGUACUACCAGCACCUGUACAGUAUCCAUCUGGUGGAGCAGAGUGAGGACUGCACCAUGCAGCUGGCUGACCACAUCAGGUUUACCCAGAGUGCCUUGGACUGCAUGGCUGUUGAGGUUGGCCGCCUGCGGGCGUUCCUCCACACAGGCCAGGAAAAAGCAGACUUGGCGGUGCUCCUAAAGGACCUGGAGACUUCCUGCAGCGACAUCCGACAGUUCUGCAAAAAGAUCCGUCGCCGCAUGCCCGGAACCGACGUGCCUGGCAUCCCAGCAGCUCUUAACUUUGGACAACAGGUGUCAGACACACUGUCAGACUGCAGGAAGCACCUGACCUGGGUGGUGGCCGUGCUGCAGGAAGUGGCAGCCGCAGGAGCCCAGAUGAUCGCUCCUCUGGCCGAACAGGAGGGAUUGUCUGCCCUUAAGCUGGAAGACGUUGCCUUCAAAGCUGGAGAGCAGAUUUACGGUGCCCCGGGAGCCAACCCCUAUGAGUGCCUGCGGCAGUCCUGCAGCAUCGUCAUAGCAACCAUGAACAAGAUGGCCACUGCCAUGCAGGAGGGAGAGUAUGAUUCGGAGAGGCCUCAAAUCAAGAACCCACCGCCAGUGGAGCUGCGGGCGGCGGCCCUGCGAGCGGAGAUCACGGAUGCGGAGGGCCUGGGCCUAAAGCUGGAGGACCGAGAGACAGUCAUCAAGGAGCUGAAGAAGUCCCUCAAGAUAAAGGGAGAGGAGCUGAGCGAGGCAAACGUGCGGCUGUCUCUGCUGGAGAAGAAGCUGGACAGCUCGGCCAAAGACGCGGACGAGCGUGUGGAGAAGAUCCAGACGCGGCUGGAUGAAACCCAGACCUCGCUCAAAAAGAAAGAGAAGGAAUUUGAGGAGACUAUGGAUGCACUGCAGGCCGAUAUCGACCAGCUGGAGGCGGAGAAGGCGGAGUUGAAGCAGCGCAUCAACAGCCAAUCAAAGAUGACCAUGGACGGGCUGAGGGGAACGCCUCCAUCGGGCGUCGCGUCCAUCGUAACAGGAAUUACAGGAGCAGUGGGCGCUAUGUCCGGCAUGGCUUCAGGAUCCGGGAUGCAGGUGGUGGACUCUCCGCUGCUGACGCAGCAGAUCGACGCUCAGAGACUCUGCAUCAAACACCUGAAGAACGACAACAACAGACUCAAGGCAGAGAAGGUGCGUGCCCAGCUGGCAUCCCUGCCACCGCUGCACGUGGCCAAGCUGCCCUCCAGAGACAGGGGCCGGUCAGAAGUGCUCUCCAGCGCCCUGUACCGCAAGACCGACCAGCUGCUGGAGACCCUGCUGCAGAUGAGCGCCAACGUGAAGGUGGUGGACAUCACGGGGAAAUGUCCGGUUACCCCGAGUGCCCAGCUCCUGGAGCAGACUGCUAGACUUCAGUCUCUUAGCGACACCCUUGACAGACUGAAGGAUGAGGUAGCCGAGCACGUGGUUCACCAGCAGCCUGGAGCUCGAGUCCCCUCUGACUUCGCCACAUUCCCCUCCACCUCGUUUGUAAAGGCUAGGGAGGAGAAGCAGGGCGACACCGUGCUGGUGGGCCGGGUCAUGGUGCCAUGCCUGCGGGGCCAGGAGCAGGUCCACCGCCUGGUGCUGUCCCAGUCCCAGCUCCAGAGAGUGCACAGUCUGCUGCGGACCUAAACGCCCGCCUGCCUGCAUCGUCUGUUCUGCCUCCCCCUAUUUACCCACCCGCCACCUAUAUCCCUCCAUUAGCCUGUUCCCAACCCGGAGCCAAGCAGUAUAGCCCAUGUAGCCUCGUUUGUGUUUCAUAGGUCGACGCAGCAUAAUAGGCCUAAAGCGUAGGGUGUCUGUCCACGUUGCUCAUAUGUGUUUCACCGCCGCUGCUGUCGCUGCCACACACAAUGGUUCAUAACUGUGUCCAGUAUAAUCAGAUCUUGCUAUUGUGCCCUCCGUUUCGUAAUUUAUGCACUUAAAAGGGAAAAUAGAAGGAUUAUGGUCAAAGAAAGUUGCAUCAGUUCAUCUGGAUACCUGGGGGUAUAUACCUGGGGGUAUAUACCUGGAUACCUGGGGGUAUACACCUGCAGUCAGUUGAGGCUGAAGAGGUCACUUAGUUGAGUGAUGAAACGUUUCUGUCAAUAAACAUUGUGUCCAGAUGAACAUGAACUGAUUCAACCUUCUGUGAUUUUCUUACCUGGAUUAUCGAGCAUGCAUUAAGACACGAGGAUUAUGGAUUUUCAGAUUGAUUUGUCCAUACAGAAUAGUGGCAUUUUUGCACCAGUGGUUUGAUGAACAAAAUGGAAAAGACGGCGUCAGCCUUUGGACCACACAGGAGGACUUGCUAAUUAACCUCAAGGGAUUUAUGAAAAGGCAAUUAAGUAUUUUGUUUUCCGAGAUUGAUCUUGUUUAUUUAAAAGCAAACUGAUGUUACUUUGAAAGGUGUGCAUCAUAUAAAGCAUCACGGGAUUUAAAUUAUUUAGUAUUUAUGGCACACAUUUUCACAUGAUGUGAACUCCGGUGGGGCGUUGUUACCAUCUUCAGUUUACACGGCAGGUAUGGGCAGCAUGCCGGCUGUGUAAGCGAAUUGUAGAGUUAAGAGAAGUGGUAACACUUUCUAUGGAGCUUGCAUCUAUGACGCCCUUUAAGCAUCUAUAACGCCCUAUUAGUGUAGCUAUAAGUCAUUAUAAGAUUCAUUAUAACCAUGUAUACGCCCUCACAACACCUCAUAACCACCUUUAUGUCAACUUAAAAUCGAUUUAUGCGUUAUAAAUAUGUCAUCAUUAGCCUGUUUAUCUGUCAAAUGUCAUAAUGCUUCAUAGCCAACUUGUUUCGCUGAAGUUUUGUAGAGAUGUAUUAUGAGACUUCAGUGCUAUUUCAGUCUUCAGCCAUAGCCGUUAGUCAUUGUAAUACACAUUAUAGGAAAGUAUGGGCAUUAUAGAUGCUUAUAGGGCGUUAUAGAUGCAAGCUUCAAAGAAAGUGUUGCCAGAGAAGUUAUAGACUUGUGUUACACUAAUUCUUGUCCUAGCCUUAAAACUACAGACAGCCUUGUGGUAAAGAUUCAUCACCUGCCUUUGUUUGAUUUGUUUUGACCGAACCUCAUUUGAAGCAAAACGACAUCUUUGCCAAAGAAUCUUUUACUUCAUCAUGUUUGCCACCACCGAUUUUUAAAGGCUUUUAGUUUUGAUUAAAACGUGCUAAAUGUCUUAUUUAAUUCUUUGAUUUAUUUAUUUAUUAUAUAUACAUGGUCUCAUGUAAUAACACUGUUUUCUCUUAUUGUAGAAUUAAAUUAUCCAGCUGAUGGGCGUAGUGCAUUCACAUGGUAACUGCCACCCUAGAGGGGAAACUGCAAACAUUCAUUUUUGUGGUUUUUCCGGGCAUCAAUUUAUAUCUGAUGGACUCAAUCUGCAACCUUUGUAAUCUAUCCUAGUGUUACUUCCUGCUCUUGCACACAUGUAAACAAUCAGCCAAUAAAAAAUAUUAAGGUCAG